Messenger RNA from Indicator indicator, 567 nucleotides. RefSeq names its product BCL2 like 15 (gene BCL2L15). The record is from RefSeq and is a predicted model, not a curated record. The transcript is spliced from 3 exons. The coding region runs from base 1 to 567 and encodes 188 amino acids. Lineage: Eukaryota; Metazoa; Chordata; Aves; Piciformes; Indicatoridae. Gene Ontology annotation, biological process: regulation of apoptotic process.
AUGGCAACCUUCGAGGAGCAGACGGCGUGCGUGGUGCAGGCCUUGUUCUCUGAUCUCUUCGACGAGGAGGAGAUUGACUGCCGGAACCUGGAGAUAGACUCUGGUGAGCAGGCAGAGUGCACAGGAGGACCACCCCUCCCAUUUGACACAAGGGUGGUGGCCAGCCGCCUGCGGCAGAUGGGGGACCAAUGCAACCUGGAUUUUGAAAGAGUCUCCUCAGAGCCUCUGGCUGAAGUGCUCCGGGGGAAGGUGGAGAAGUUUGGGGCUGCUGUGGAAUCUCUCAUCAGGAGGUGGAAUGACCAGAACCCAGAGCUGGUCUACGAGAGAGCUUUUCUCUGUGUCUGUGUGAAAUUAGUAAAGCUUGUUGGUGAGAAAGUCCCAGGCAUGCUGGAUCCCAGCCUACUUAUAAGAGAGAUCAAUGGAAAUUCUCAAGUGAGAAACUACAUUGAGGCCCAAGGUGGAUGGGUAAGGAUGGUGGUGAUGUUUGCCUGGGAUUUAUGGCUCUUCCUUUGUGUCACUCACCUGUCCCACCUGCCCUGCUCAGCUCAUCACUGGUACCUAGCCUGA